Botrytis cinerea B05.10 is the source of this 919-nucleotide messenger RNA. RefSeq lists its product as hypothetical. The transcript has a single exon. NCBI's taxonomy places the organism in Eukaryota, Fungi, Ascomycota, Leotiomycetes, Helotiales, Sclerotiniaceae. The record is from RefSeq and is a predicted model, not a curated record. The coding region runs from base 89 to 787 and encodes 232 amino acids.
GCAUACUUCGUCUACUGACUCAAUUAUUCUUUUGACUGUUUGUUUCGGUUUCCACUCAAUCAACUUCGUUACAUUUUUCAUCGAGAAAAUGAACAAUCAUCCUCCAUCGAUUCAACGGCCAGCGAUGGCUUGGCGUGAUAAAUUUCGUACAGAGCCCAAACUCAUAGUCACAGCAUCAGUCUUGCCGCCUUCAUUUUCACUCACAAAAUCCCGUGAACUUCCCGUCAUCAUCAAUCUUACACUUAUUCUCAUAGAUUCCACAAAACCCAUUACAGUCAAUAUCAACGAUAGUUUCCUAGCACCCGACAAAGCAAAUUCUGUCAACAGCCCCUACAGUCUUACUCAUAAAGACACAGGAAAACAACCAUUCGAAAUCUACACGAACAUCGAUUUGGCUACCACCAAAAUCACUAUCAAUCCCGAUACCGACAUGUUGACUAUAUAUCCCGGGAAACCUUUCACCACCCAGGUAUGCAUUGGGCUCGAUAUAUUCUUUACUGGAGAGACUGGUGCUGGUACCAGCGCGGAUCCAUGUCUUUGUGCGACACCAUUAUCUUGCUUGAAAGUGGGAGAAACUUAUGAAGUGGGAUUAUCUUCCGAAACUAGUGGUAGGCCAGAGUUUAUGUGGUGGGCUCCAGGAGAUUGCGAGAGUACUGUGAAAGAGCGGGUGUCGUGGUGGAAUAGGUUGUUGGGAAACAAUUCAUUUGUGGAUGAAAUGAUGUUUAUUUUAGAUCCGACGGUGAAAGUGGAGUGGGCGAAACGAGCCGAGAUUAAGAUUGAAGAAUAGUGAUGGAAAAGGAGAUUGACGGAGAGCUAGAUGGUUUGUAUUUGAAAGAUUAUACUUCUUCCUGUUAUUCUGGAUUCUGGUAUUGCUGAACUUGCUAAGUUCAGCCAAUGGGAACUCUGACGAUGUAACUCA